GAGCAGCAGUGUGUGAAUGUGGCAACCGAGGUAGACAGGGAGGGGUAGACAGACUGACCAGACCAGGUUUUUUCGUUGCCUUUUGUCUUUAUUUAGCUUUUCUCACAGAACCAAGUGUUUGCCAUCUACCGUACGCCACGGUGGUGAACUUGUUUGUAGACCAGAAAACCCGGCCGCAGCUGUUUUUCUUUGGGACUAACCAUUAUCGUUGUGAAAACAGCCCAGAAGAAAGAAGGAAAGGCAGGAACAACAUGGGGCGAUAAUAAUAAUAAAAAAAAGGUGUUGUGAACCGACGAUGACUCUCUGGGAGGAUCCGUGAAGCUUAUUUAUUUUUAUUUAUUCCCCCUCUUCCCUUUUCCCUGGUGCCCUUUUUUGUGUUUUAUUUUUACAUUUUCUCCCGCCUUGCUACUUUGGGAGUUUUUUUUUUUUUUUAAGGAAAAGGCAACGGGAUACGUUACAAGAGGACUUAAGGAUGGACCAAGCCGGCAUCCUGAGAAAGUUUAUCCAGGGAGUGAAGGCCAUGAGAGAGGGGGACGAGGAGAGGGGAGAGGACAACUUCGGCAGCGACUUUAUGCGUUUACGACGGUUAUCAACUAAAUACCGGACGGAGAGGAUCUACCCCACCAACGUAGGCGAGAAGGAGGAGAAUGUCAAGAAAAACAGAUAUAAAGAUAUUCUGCCAUUUGAUCAUAGCAGGGUGAAGCUGACGUUAAAAACAAGCAACCAAGACACAGAUUACGUCAAUGCUAACUUCAUCAAGGGUAUAGAUGGCCCAGAGGCCUACAUUGCUACUCAGGGCCCCUUGCCGAACACUGUCGUGGACUUCUGGAGGAUGAACUGGGAGUACAAUGUAGCUGUUAUUGUGAUGGCUUGUCGAGAGUUUGAGAUGGGAAGGAAAAAGUGUGAGCGGUAUUUCCCGAUGCACGGGGAGCAGCCCAUGAGUUUUGGCCCUUUCAGAAUCUCCUGUGAAUCUGAGCAGGCCAGAACAGACUACUUUAUCAGGACUUUGACGGUGCAAUAUGAGAAUGAAACUCGGAGGAUAACACAGUUCCAUUAUAUGAACUGGCCGGAUCACGACGUCCCCUCAUCGUUUGACUCCAUACUGGAUAUGAUCGCUCUAAUGAGAGAAUACCAAGAGAAUGAUGAUGUCCCUAUAUGUGUGCACUGCAGUGCAGGCUGUGGAAGGACGGGCGCUAUCUGUGCUAUCGACUACACAUGGAACCUCCUCAAAGCUGGGAAAAUACCAGAAGAUUUUAAUGUUUUUCGGUUGAUACAAGAGAUGAGGACGCAACGACACUCUGCUGUUCAGACCAAGGAGCAGUAUGAGUUAGUUCAUCGAGCGAUUGCCCAGCUCUUUGAGAAACAACUGCAGCAACUGGAGAGCUGCACCAACACGCAGAUCCACGAUGGCAUGGAUGAAAGCAGUCCAAAUAAAGCAGGCCAACAUUCAAAUGAUGAGAGAUGGGACACGCCGCCUCCAAAGCCUCCCCGCAUACGCAGUUCUCAGGCAGAAGGUGACGUAAAAGAGGAGAUACUCCAGCCCCCAGAGCCUCACCCUGUACCCCCCAUUCUGACCCCAUCGCCCCCUUCGGCCUUCCCCACCGUCACCAAUGUACGGCAGGACAAUGACCGCUACCACCCCAAACCUGUCAUACACGUCCUGGCUACCACGCAGACGCAGAAUAAAGAAGUGGAUAAGCAUCAGAACCAGUCAGAACCCAGUCCAAACAAGCAGACAAGUUACACAGAGCAGAAAGACCAAGAUCUACUAAGUCAAAAACGGCAGACUCAGGUCUCAAAUCUAGAUCUCAAUGACAACUAUAACAACAAAUUGUCUUCAUCGACAAAACCCGAAUCGGGCCAAGGCCAGACGUCCUCCUCGCCCCUCUCCCCAGCCGUUGAAUGUUCUGGUGCUCCUCGGAUCGAGAGGAAGCUGAGCAUUGAGAUUAAAAAGGUGCCGCUACAGGAAGGACCACGUAGUUUUGACACUUCCUCCUCCAUCGGAGUAGCAGCUGGAAUAGGCAGCGGAACAACCAACAGCGCAGCAAUGCUGCAUAGAAGCCACGCCUUCAAAGCCCGCACUGGCCAAUCCCUGCUGACAUCUAGCUCCUCACUGUCAGAGGACUCGGGCACGGAGGGAGGAGCAGGCGGAUGUGGGGAGAGUCACAUAGACGGAGGCGUCCUAGCCAGACCGAACCACCUCCCUGUGAAGAGCGAGAAGGGGGAGCCGCAGGGAGGAGAGCGGGCGGAGGUGAAGGCCGGCCACGCGGCGUGGGCUCAGCCCUGCGGCAGCCCGGAAAGACUGUUCCCCAAAACCUCCUCGUCGUCUUCCUCCUCAGACCGUGUCGCUCCCUCCUCCUCCUCCUCUUCCUCCCACCUCUCCUCCUCCUCUUCCUCCUCCUCAUCCACUCCCGUUAGGACUGCCCUGAGUUUCACCAACCCCUUGCACUCCGAUAACUCGGAUGAGGAGGGGGAUGGAGAGAUGUCCGGAGGAAAGGCAGCUUAUCGUACUAAUGUAUCCACCGUGACGGCCAUGGUAACCGCGCCUCCUCACCACGGAGAGCAGCAGCCGGUCCGGAAGGUGUCGCCCAUGUCCAUCGCAGGGCAGAGCACGCCGUCACCCUCUGGAAACACAGCAAACUGCUUGGACAGCGAUGACUCCCCUCCCCCUCUCCCUGCGAGAACCCCUGAGUCCUUCAUACUGGCCACAGACCCUCUGGAGGUGACAAGGUCAGCCUCAGCUGACUGGAGCGGUUCAUAUAAAGAUGUGUCCGAGUGUGUUAAGAAGACCUCUCCAGCUGACCCUGCAUCUGCUGGCACUGCAGCAACAGACAGCAAGGCAGACCUGGGUGGGAUUCGGUAACCGCUGCAUUCAGCCUAAAGGCCCUCGGGAACCCCCCAUGGAGUGGACAUGAUGGAACGGUCCAUCUGCCCCGUCCACCGACAGUGUCCUCCCCUUUUCAGGGGAUGGACUCUACUGAGCUCACCUGGCUGGUCCAAAAACCAAGUUGAUAGAUGCUUCACAAACACACGGCACAAUUUUACAUAGAAACACCUUCUGUGUAACUCUGUGCCAACACCUUCUCCAGUUUGACUCCUCCUCCUCCUCCUCCUCCUCCUCCUCCUCCUCCUCCUCCUCCUCAGCCCUUCCUUUAAAGUGCCACUGUGCAAAGCAGAAAAACACUUACUGGUCAAGUGGCUUUAGAACAAAGCCCACGUUUUCCUGUCCGGCUUGCUGGUGUUAGAGGUGUUGACUUCUGUAGACGCUGACCUGGGAUCACUCUGGUUACUUUCCUGUCAACGGUUAAAGGAUAAUUCCUGUAUUUCCCCCUCCUGUUUCUUGGUGACUUGAGAGAUUAAGAAGGGGUCCUUUUUUCUCUCUCUGAGCUGUAGACACAUCAUGAAAAGGUGUCCAUUCUGGGGCUCAAUAAAGAUGGAUUUAGGUGUGACAUGUUAAAUAAAUAAGUGUUCUACUUAAAUUAGCAGGAAGAACAUUUUCCGUUUUUUUCAUCAUAAAUCAGGAAUUAUCUUCAAUCAGGAAAGCUACUGUGGGAAGCUGAUUCCUGAGGUUUAACUGAACCCCCCCGGAAGUGUCUGCUUCCUCCUACUGAAUGAACAACAAUCUUCAAAGCGAACCUAGAUAAUCUGUUACCCAUGAUGUAACCUCUUCUGUUGGGUAUGUACAGGUUGCCAGGGUGCGCGCUCUCCCCCCCCCCUUCUGUGUGCUGGUGCUACAUUACAAAGGACCGGCAUAGAAACAGAAGCACUUGAGAUGACUUUUAACAACCUUCACCUGAUUCUCACCUCCGUUGUGGUUUCCCAUAGGGUUCAUUCCUGUGUAGACGGCAGUAAUGUCUGCUCUUGUGCUUUAUAUUUCUAUGCUGACCUCCCUGUUUACCAGAGUCAUAUAUUGAUAUAGUUUGGUCAUUGCAGUGGUCAGUAGCAGCCAUUUUGGCCUCAGACUUUGCUGUUAAAGAUGUUCAACGUUUUGGGAAAUAAUGCUUAUUUAUUUUUCUUGCCACUCUCAUGUCUAUGUUGUAAACAUGGGGCUGGAGCUAUAAGCUGGUUAGCUUAGCAUAAAGACUGGAAACAGCUAGCCCCCAAUAAGCAUUUUCACACAGAUUAAACAAAUAAAAUGUAAAGUGUAAAUUGGUGAGUUGAAGAGGUGUGGUUAGGCGGUUGACCUAAUUACCUCUGAAUAGAGCUGGCUAGCUGUUCCCGUCUGUUUCCAGUCUUUAUGCUAAGCUAAGCUAACCAACUUGAAGCUCUGCCUUUACGUUUACCGUAUAGACAUGAGAGUGGUAUCAAUCUUCCCAUCUAACUCUUUGGGGGGAAAAAAAGCAAAGAAGCAUACUUUUCCAAAAUGUGAAACCUUUUUUUUUUUUUUAAACAUCUGCCAAUUCUGUGGCAGUGGAUGUUAAUAAUGUAGACAUCUUUGUGUGGCGUGGCAUUGUUGAAUGCAUAGUAAAAAGUGAAUAAAUUUAGUAAUUCAGUGUAAUAGGAUUUUAUUGAUUGACUGAAUUAAGCAACAGUUGGGCUUAUGACCCUCAACUUUAUCUUGAUUUGUUGCAUACGUCUUUGAAUCACGGAACGUUUAACCCAAUGAGUGGCGUUCCCUUCUCAAGUUUCUCACAAUAAAAAGCAACUAUGAGAAAUGUAUCACCUGUAUCAAGCAACUUUUACAGCGCAAUUCCCAACUGUGUGCUCAGGAACUCUGCUAAUUCCUGUCAUGACAGAGAUAAAAUGACCUCAAAACACACUGGCAAUGGCCAAACUCAUCAGCUCUGUUACUCUGGCUCUCACUGCUGGGACCAUGAGCCUGCCUUAGUCCGCCUCUCAGAAAAGACAAGCCAAUCACAGUCCUCCUCAAUGUGGCUUCUCUCUUCAGUUCAUUUCACCCUCUGUGUAUUUGGCUUCUCUUGGUCUUUGCUUUGGACUCACAUUUGCUGUUUUAUUUAUUUUUCCCCCUGCACUGUCCUGUGCUCUCUUCCUGUCGUUGUACCUCUGCGUUUCUGUUCUCAUUCUCCUACUUCAGAGCCCCUGAGAUGAACAACCAUGCAAGUUCUUAUUUUAGAAGCCAGUUUACUCACAAUAAACCUCAGUUUUUGGAGUAGGAAUGUUACACAUCACUUAAAACUCUUACGGGACUUGACAGAUUAAUAUAAAGCCGGGUUUCCUAAAACAGAACACCCUUCUCUACAAAUAGGACUAGCAUGGUUUCUCAUCUGACGGCCAAAUCCAAAAAUCAUACUGUACCUGCUUCUGUGUGUGUGAGACAAAGAUGCAAGCAGCUAGGGACCCAGGACUACUGUUUUCUCCUUGAUUUUGUUCUUUGCUAACUUCUCCUUCAUUAGCUACCAUAACUAUACAGUAUAUGCAUUGUUUUUAAAGAUAAAGAACUGUACAGGACAGUUUAGGUAUAUAAUAUUUGAGAUUUGUUUUGUUAUCUCUUUAGAUAUUCUUAUUAACAGAAGAUGUAAGAAAGUCAGUGCAUGAUGAUGAUGAUGAUGAUGAUGAUUCCUCUCCUACACAGCGUUUCCCUUCAAACUGUAAAUUAUUCCUCUGCCCUUUUCUGUUUUUGCUUCUGGCAAAUAUUUCAGGGUUUGUUUUAUUUUUUAUUAUGUUGGAAAUAUAUGCUUAAAAAGAUUGAACUUUUUUUUUUUUUUUGAACGUUUUGUUUGGUUGGCAGAGGAAAAGCAUUGAGCAAGCCCCCUUUCAGAUAGCUAUACCGGGCUUUGAAUAAGAUUGUAAUAAUAAUAUUAAUGAUGAUAAUAAUAAUGAUAAUGGUCGUUUUUUUUUGUAAAUGGUAUUUUAAAAGUUAUUUUUGUAUACGCGGUUGUUUGUUGCGUCACAAGCCCACUGCUCCCUACCCAAACCUCUCCCUCUCUCUUCUCUUUUCACGUAAUCCCUCAACCUCUGUUAUACUUUUUACCCAAUUUUUUAUUGUUUACAGAUUUUUUUUUUCUUUUAAAGUAAAACAUGCAGCAGAGAUGGAUCUCCUGCUCUGGACAAGGAGCCUCCUUAAAACCUCCCCUGCUAUUUUUUCUCUGUUUAAUCUCCCGCUGUCAUUUCUGCCUAUUUCAUUUUUAAAAGCCCGUCAUUUUUAACGCGUCUAUGUUGCCAACAGGUCAGUUCUCUUUAACAAAGCAUCUCUAACUUGUUGAUGGUUCAAAGUAACUAAAUGCAAAAAAAAAAAAGACUAAUAGACGUAUUGAUGAAAAGUCUCAUUUCUUUCCCCAAUCCUCCUUUCUUUCUGCUUAUGCAGCACAAACCCACCCACCUACCUGCCCCCUUUCACAUGCAUACUAGCCUCAAUCUCAGAAAAGAGCCCACCUGUGCCUUUAAGUGAGAGCCUGCCCUGCCUGCUUUUCCCCUCUUCUCCAUUUGCGGCGUGAGCGAUGUGAUCCGCUGCUGUUUGCUCACUGCCUACCGUGGGACUCUGAUUCAGCCCCCCACCACCCCCCUCUGUGCCUCCCCUCACACAUAAACACACACACAAAAUGUUUGUAUGUUGCAGAAAUCAAUCAGUAAAAAUGAACAUUAAGAAAGG
This is a messenger RNA of Micropterus salmoides (largemouth bass), 6550 nucleotides long. It is a transcript of the gene ptpn12, whose product is annotated as protein tyrosine phosphatase non-receptor type 12. The record is from RefSeq and is a predicted model, not a curated record. Gene Ontology annotation, biological process: peptidyl-tyrosine dephosphorylation. The transcript is spliced from 18 exons. Gene Ontology annotation, cellular component: nucleus; cytoplasm. Lineage: Eukaryota; Metazoa; Chordata; Actinopteri; Centrarchiformes; Centrarchidae. Bases 473 to 2863 code for a protein of 796 amino acids. Gene Ontology annotation, molecular function: non-membrane spanning protein tyrosine phosphatase activity.